Messenger RNA from Phyllostomus hastatus (greater spear-nosed bat), 1582 nucleotides. It is a transcript of the gene MLEC, whose product is annotated as malectin. Gene Ontology annotation, cellular component: membrane. The record is from RefSeq and is a predicted model, not a curated record. Gene Ontology annotation, molecular function: carbohydrate binding. The transcript is spliced from 5 exons. NCBI's taxonomy places the organism in Eukaryota, Metazoa, Chordata, Mammalia, Chiroptera, Phyllostomidae. The coding region runs from base 180 to 1049 and encodes 289 amino acids.
GGAUAGGUUGUUCCCGAGGUGGGAGGUGGUAGCGGUCGUUGAGAAGGAGGCCUGAGAUCGACAUGUACCCGGCGGGUGAGACAGAGCGGCCCGUGGCGCUGUUUCUCUGAGUCCAGGGCGGCCUGGAGGCCGGCUGAGAACGAGGGUUGGAGGAGGCUGCCCCCGCUUUGGUGGCCGCCAUGCUGGGGGCCCGGGCGGUUGAGGGAGCCUCUGUAGCGCUCCUGCGACUGCUGCUGCUGCUGCUGCUGCCGGCUUUCAGCGGGCCGGGGCUCGGCAUGGUUGGCUUGGUGGGAGCCGGGCUGCCCGAGAGCGUUAUUUGGGCAGUCAACGCGGGCGGCGAAGCGCAUGUGGACGUGCACGGGAUCCACUUCCGCAAGGACCCUUUGGAAGGCCGGGUGGGCCGAGCCUCCGACUACGGCAUGAAGCUGCCGAUCCUCCGCUCCAACCCCGAGGACCAGAUCCUGUACCAGACCGAGCGGUACAACGAGGAGACCUUCGGCUACGAAGUGCCCAUCAAGGACGAGGGGGACUACGUGCUGGUGUUGAAGUUCGCCGAGGUCUACUUCGCGCAGUCCCAGCAGAAGGUGUUUGACGUGCGAUUGAACGGCCACGUCGUGGUGAAGGACCUGGACAUCUUCGAUCGCGUCGGGCACAGCACCGCUCACGAUGAAAUCAUCCCGAUGAGCAUCAGAAAAGGGAAGCUGAGUGUCCAGGGAGAGGUGUCCACCUUCACGGGGAAACUGUACAUCGAGUUCGUCAAGGGGUACUAUGACAAUCCCAAAGUGUGUGCGCUCUACAUCAUGGCUGGGACGGUGGACGAUGUGCCAAAGCUGCAGCCUCAUCCAGGACUGGAGAAGAAGGAAGAGGAAGAGGAGGAAGAAGAGUACGAUGAAGGAUCCAAUCUGAAAAGACAGACCAAUAAGAACCGCGUGCAGUCCGGCCCCCGCACGCCCAACCCCUACGCCUCGGACAACAGCAGCCUCAUGUUUCCCAUCCUGGUGGCCUUCGGGGUCUUCAUUCCGACCCUCUUCUGCCUCUGCCGGUUGUGAGCGCAAGUCACCGUCCUGAGCAGGGUGGAGGGGUGCGGGAAAGAGACCGGACGCGUUGUUUGGUUCCUGUCCUUUUCACGGUGAUUAACACAAACAAACAAACUAAAAACACCACAAAAAAAUUAAAGGAGCUAACGAGAGGCAGAGCGCGUGGAGAGCAGCCCUCCUUCGGCACCACCGGGCCCCCAGCCUGCCUCGGCCCCGGGCCUCCGCUCGAGCGGCCCCACCGUCCCUUUCCUCUCCGAGGCACCUCGCUCGGGUGGACGGGUCCUCCCUGCUCAAGGACCCUCGUCUGUUUACCUAGUGGAAAGGACUCUGAACUUGGAGCAGACCCCCUUUUUAGGGUUGCAAUUAACAGCAGGGACACAGUCAUCUUGUUCCCUGAGAAGACCAGCCCUGGGAGUUGGGUAUGUCCUGAACGCGUGUCCAGAUGCGUUUCCAGAUGCCCCCGGGAUUGGGAGUGGGCGCGGUCUGCGCAUGUGUGAAGAUGUAUACUUUGUAUGAUAGGGGUGAAAACAGAAGGGUUUUUUUUU